AUGGAAUUGUACGCUUCUCCAUUUCCAGCAAAAUCCCUGCAGCGGAAGAAUCUGAAACAUUUAACGCUUCGGAAUAGCAACUCAAUUGAGGUCAACGAUGAUGCGGCAUCCAGUAAACUACCAUCGCUCCAUAAUAGGGGCAGCUUGAAAGAAAAUAGAAAGUCGAUCCCCUCGUCUGUAUCUGGUACAUCUUCUGUGAACACGAGUGCUGCACUUAUACCGUCACCAGUGGAUGAGGCGGGCAUCGGACAAUUUUCUCGCUUUAAUAGAAACUUUAAAAAGAAACUCACUUUGAACAUAACAGUACCUGAACCCAAUAGUAGUGUUGCUUCCCCAAGUGGUAAAUUGAACAGCAACAAUUCGAAGACAACUCGUGAUAAUUGUAUUCGUGUAAGCGCCUCGGAGAGAGAGACACUGUUUAACCAGGAUUGUCCCUAUCAGCUGCAAGAUUUGGUCCAGUUGGGCAAGAUAGGUGCAGGGAAUUCAGGGACCGUUUUGAAGGUGCUACAUGUCCCAACGACAAAAGUACUCUCGAAGAAAAGUAUUGUGAUUGAGAAGAACAACGAAGUCAUCAAAAAUCAGCUGCUGAGUGAGCUGUCCAUCAUGAAAACUAUAAAGCCGCACCCGAAUAUAGUUAAUUUUUAUGGCGCGAUGAUAAACCACACAAUAAACGACGAAAUUAUCAUACUAAUGGAGUACAUGGAUUGUAGUUCGUUUGACAAAAUCUUAUCCGUUUACAAGAGUUUCCAAUCAAGAAAAAUGGAGAAUGGGCUCCAAGAAGGAGUGGAACACAAACAACUCACUUGGUUCAAUAACCCUCUGGUAUUGUCCAAGAUUUCCUUUGGCGUGCUUAGUGGACUCGCAUACCUCUACGAAAACUACAAAAUUAUCCACAGAGACAUUAAACCCUCGAAUGUGCUGUUGAACAGCAAAGGGUAUGUCAAAAUUUGCGAUUUUGGCGUUUCCAAGAAAAUGAUAAAUUCCAUCGCAGACACUUUUGUAGGAACUUCAACGUACAUGUCGCCGGAGAGAAUACAGGGGAACGUGUACUCCACCAAGGGGGACGUAUGGUCUCUUGGACUAAUGAUCAUCGAGCUGGUCACUGGAGAAUUUUCACUUGGUGGCCACGAUGACACUCCUGACGGAAUCUUGGAUCUCCUGCAACGAAUCGUCAACGAAAAGGCACCAAGUUUACCAAUCGAAGAGUUUGACUUUCCGCCAGAUCUGGUUAACUUCGUCUCUCGGUGCUGUGUCAAGGAUGCAAAAUACAGAUCUUCGAUAGCAGAGCUCCUCGAACACGAUUUCAUCACAAAAUAUAAUAGGGAUUCCCCCAUCAUUCAAAGGGAAUUCAGACACUGGUGCAAGAAGAUCAAAGCAAAAUCAAAGGAGGAUAAGGAGAUACGACGCGAAAUCACUAAAAGGGCAUUACUAGAAAAAAGGCAAAUGGAAAAAUCGGCAAAUGCAGUGAGGAGAACACGGAGGUAG
This is a messenger RNA of Huiozyma naganishii CBS 8797, 1485 nucleotides long. RefSeq names its product mitogen-activated protein kinase kinase STE7 (gene STE7). Gene Ontology annotation, biological process: protein phosphorylation; MAPK cascade. The coding region runs from base 1 to 1485 and encodes 494 amino acids. NCBI's taxonomy places the organism in Eukaryota, Fungi, Ascomycota, Saccharomycetes, Saccharomycetales, Saccharomycetaceae. The transcript has a single exon. Gene Ontology annotation, molecular function: MAP kinase kinase activity; ATP binding. The record is from RefSeq and is a predicted model, not a curated record.